Molecule: messenger RNA, 2166 nt
Organism: Oryzias melastigma (Indian medaka)
Lineage: Eukaryota; Metazoa; Chordata; Actinopteri; Beloniformes; Adrianichthyidae
Product: protein phosphatase 1K, mitochondrial
Exons: 9
Coding region: 182-1321 (379 amino acids)
Biological process (GO): protein dephosphorylation
Molecular function (GO): protein serine/threonine phosphatase activity; cation binding
Source: RefSeq, a predicted model, not a curated record
UUUCAGCGCCCUCUGCUCCACAGGACGCGUGACGGCUGAAGGCAGCUGGUGGAGCCCGUCAGGACACCUGUUGCCAAGGAAACCGAAACAGGCGGAAAAACUGAUUAAAAAGCAAAGUUUCAGGAAUUGGCUCGGUGUUUCCUGUUGUUGGAAAGUCUCCACAGCUGUCACAGACUCAGUCAUGUCACCUGCGGUCUUGCUCAACCUUCUGCGCUGCGGUCGGGUCUCCGUCUCCAGACAUGGCGUCUUCGGCGCUCGUUCCUCCCUUGACACUUCCCCGCCAUCCGGACAGAUGGGCAGGGCCCUGCUGGGGGUCAUGGGGGUCCGUCAGACCAGCGGAUCUAUCCGCUUUGAUCAAGACAACAGCGGCCGACCGCUGACGUGGGACUCCUUUGGAAUUUGGGACGACCGCAUAGAAGAACCAAUACUGCUGCCCUCCAGUAUCAAAUAUGGGAAACCCAUUCCACAGAUCAGUCUAUCUCGGGUUGGCAGCACAUCAGUUGUUGGCCUCAGGAAGCAGAACGAGGACCGACUCCGCAUCGGCCGUUUCCAUGAGAGCCUGCUUUACUUCGCGGUGUUUGACGGUCACGGCGGCUCGUACGUGGCAGACUACUGCCAGACGUACAUGGAGAAAUUCAUCAGAAACGCUUUGGAAGAGGACGACAACCUGGAAAAAGUUUUAAAGAAAGCCUUCUUAGAUGUCGACAAGGCACUUCACACUCACCUCUGCCUCUUCAACGAUGCCUCUUUCUUGACCGCCGGAACAACGGCAACGGUUGCCAUGCUGCGUGACGGCCAUGAGCUGGUGGUGGGCAGCGUCGGUGACAGUCGGGCUUUGCUUUGCAGGAAGGGACGGGCCAAAAAGCUCACCAAAGACCACACACCCGACCGCAAAGAUGAGAGACAACGGAUCCAGAGGUCUGGGGGCUUCGUAACAUGGAACAGUGUAGGCCAGGCCAAUGUUAACGGACGUCUAGCCAUGACGCGCAGCAUUGGAGAUUUCCACCUUAAAUCCACUGGUGUCAUUGCAGAGCCAGAAACACAAAGACUCAACAUCCACCAUGCCAGCGACUCCUUUCUAGCUUUGACCACAGAUGGAAUCAACUUCCUGUUGAGUGACCAAGAAAUCUGCGAUAUCAUCAGUCAGUGCCACGACCCGACAGAGGCUGCAGAUGUCAUUGCUCAGCAGGCGCUGCAGUACGGGUCAGAGGACAACGCCACCAUCGUCAUCGUCCCACUGGGAGCCUGGGGCAAACACAAAAGCUCCACCGUCAUCUACAGCAUGAGCAGGAACUUUGCCUCCAGCGGGAGAUGGGCGUGAACAAGACGCUUUUCAGACAGUAGCAGCUAACGGGCUUAAAGUCAACCACGAAAAACACAAACCUACUUCCUUCACGUCGCCCCUCUGAAGCACGAAGAGAUGCUUCUCUGUCAUCGUGUUAGCUGCUGUUGGAUCAGUCAACAGUGUAAAUAGUGUAUUAUAAGAAUUGAUGCUGUACAUACAGGUUUGCUGCCGCAUUCGUCCACCGUGUCGUGUUUGUACAUUUGCUUUUAGAUAAAACACUUCGACAUUUUCCCAAAAAGUUACACCAAAACUAAGAAUGAGUUCAAAUGGUUUGACGUCUUUUUUAAACACAGAUUUCUUAAAAUAUAUAUUCCUAAAGAAAGUUGAAUGUCAAACCAACUGUCCAGACUUCUGACUUUAUGCACACAGAAAGAAGAAGGUUUGACAACAGAACAACUUCCCUUUUUUAUAAAUAGUUUAUUUUCAUAUUUUUGAAGGUCUUGUGAUUUUGAUUUAUGUAGAUGAUGAUAAGCACAGCAGAAAGCCACAAUGAUCCACCAGUUUAUGUCUGCUUUUCCUUUUGCUUUAAUUUCUUAUCAGUUGUAAAUCAACCAACUUCUGGAACCACAGAAAGAGAAACAUACAGGGAAGAAAUAGGAUGUUACACACAUCAACAUUAAAGUGGAAGGAGUGAGAUGUCUAAAAAUCUGUGGGUCGAUGCAGAUGAUAACGCGUGUUUUCACUAAACAUGCAGAUAAUCUAUAACUGUAGCAUCAGUCAUUAAAGACUGAUGUCAAAGCGAGUUUGCUAAAGCAAUUUAUAAUGAGAAAGUCAUCGCAGAUUUGUGCUGGCUGUGGAAAUAAAGCAACAAUUCACAAGAA